Messenger RNA from Rhincodon typus (whale shark), 1196 nucleotides. It is a transcript of the gene tmem81, whose product is annotated as transmembrane protein 81. The record is from RefSeq and is a predicted model, not a curated record. The transcript is spliced from 2 exons. The coding region runs from base 1 to 798 and encodes 265 amino acids. Lineage: Eukaryota; Metazoa; Chordata; Chondrichthyes; Orectolobiformes; Rhincodontidae.
AUGCUGGUCCCUCAUGCUGGCGUCUACCAUGUCCUCUCUUUUACUUCGCUGUUUCAUCUGGCCACCUUGCAAGAGGACUUAAACACCUUACCACCAAGUGCAGAAAAUGUGACAAUUACUGGGAAUUUGCUGGUAAGUGCAAGCCCCUGUAGCAAAACCUGUGGGCUAGGAUGGAGGUCUGAGUAUUACUGCAAGAUGGACAAAAAGGGGCAGAAAAGUAACUGCACUUUGACAAAUGCCUUGUGCCUGAUCAAUCAGGACUGUGGUCUGAUAGCUAAGACCGCCACCGUGGGUGCCACCUUAAGUAUCAGCUGCUUGGAUACGACUAUCAAAACUUUAGGAUCAUCAGAUUUCAUCUUCGUCUGGAAGAUUGCAAGGGGAAUUGUGACAACUGAUCAGUACUUAUUCAGACUCUUUCCAUUAAGAGAUACAAGCACACCCUGGAUGAUCAUUGUAAAAGCUAUUGAGGAGAAGCAUGCUGGGACGUAUAUGUGCCAAGUGCAGAACUCGAAGACGAUGCAAAUUGUCAAGCGCGUGCUCAUUGGAGUGAGGGUCAUCCCCGAAAAACUGGUACAACUGAAUUAUUACGAAGUGCUGUCACCUGAGCAGAAGGAGGAGUUCGAAAUUCUGCAAGGAAAUCCGGUGCAGAAGAAGAGGCCAAAAUCAUUCUUUGCAAAAGUAAAGGAUAUAUUUAAAAGUGCAAACAUGGCUGUGCGUGUCAUUGCCAUUGGUUUGGCAAUUGGCGGAGCCUGUGCUUUCGUUCUUGGAGCCAUAUUCUUAUGUAUGACAAAUUACUGAAUGUGCAGUAAAUAAAUUAGAUUUUCUACUGAUAUCAGUUUAACAACAUUUGUAGCAGAUUGGUGCAAAGUGGGGUGAUGAGGAGUGGUUCUGCUCUUUUCCAGGGUUGAAACAAUUAGAAAACAGUUUAUUUUUGUGCCUUGUCUCCGAUGGCAUUGAAAUUCUCAAUAGAACAUCGCGGUGCCAUGUUGCACAGUUUAAUUGGUGCACGUGGGAGCAACAUUCAAAGAAGAACAUCAGGUACUUUUCCAGACUUGCCCACAAACAAUAGCCUAAUGGUGUUAUCGCUAGACAGUUAACCCAGAGAGCUAAACAGUGUUAUGGGGACCAGGUACGAAUCCCACCACAGAAGAUGGUGGAAUUUGAAUUCAAUGCAUAUCUGGAAUUGAGAGUCUAAU